CUACGUGUCCCUCGCCGCGCUCCGUCCGCCGUUCCUGCCCCCGCGAACCUGAUUCCAAGAUGGCAGCGCCCAGCGGAAGAAGGAAUGGCAGCGGCGGCGCGAACUUGUGGGUCUCUCUGCUCCUGGCGGCCGUGGCGCUGAGGCCGGUGGAGACGGUGUCUGAGCCCACGACGGUGGCGUUUGACGUGCGGCCUGGCGGCGUGGUGCAUUCUUUCUCCCAGAACGUGGGUCCUGGGGACAAAUAUACCUGUGUGUUCACCUAUGCAUCUCAAGGAGGGACCAAUGAGAAGUGGCAGAUGAGUCUGGGCACCAGCGAAGACCACCAGCACUUCACCUGCACCAUCUGGAGGCCCCAGGGCAAGUCCUACCUGUACUUCACGCAGUUCAAGGCAGAGGUGCGGGGUGCCGAGAUCGAGUAUGGCAUGGCCUACUCGAAAGCUGCUUUUGAGAAAGAGAGCGAUGUUCCCUUGAAAAAUGAGGAGUUUGAGGUGACCAAAACAGCAGUGUUCCACAGGCCUGGGGCCUUCAAGGCUGAGCUGUCCAAGCUGGUGAUCGUGGCCAAGGCAACACGCAGCGAACUGUGACCUGAAGCCCCUCUGAGGGUAGCUUUUCCUCCUCUCCCUGCAAGGAGCUGGACCCCAAGAAGGCCCAGUAUUUGUUUUCUAGGUUGGAUGGGGGGGCUCUUGGUUUUCUGUCCCAGCUGAUGUUGCCCUGUUUGGAGGACAGCUAAGGCCCCAGAAUGGAGUCUGGAGGGCUAGGACUCACCUGGCUCCCACCUUCCCUCACCCCGAAGAUUGUGGGUCUGAGACCCACUGCUCUUCUCAUCAGAAGAGACAUCAGAACACAUGGCCAGGGGAACAGGGGGGCGUCUCCCUGGAAUCAUGGCUUUUGUGAAGCCAGGGCAUCCCCUCCUCCCCGCUGGGAUCAGGCCAGGCUCCAGGAUGUUCUGCGGGGGAGCCCCCCGCCACCAGAGACCCCACACCAGCCGCCUUCUUCUCACUCCCCAGGGGACCAACUUUCACACUGGGCAGAAAUGAAAUGUUCUUUCAUAUUUAAAUAAAUAAGACAACUAAAGAGCA
Messenger RNA from Bubalus bubalis (water buffalo), 1079 nucleotides. It is a transcript of the gene MYDGF, whose product is annotated as myeloid derived growth factor. The coding region runs from base 60 to 584 and encodes 174 amino acids. NCBI's taxonomy places the organism in Eukaryota, Metazoa, Chordata, Mammalia, Artiodactyla, Bovidae. The transcript has 6 exons. Gene Ontology annotation, biological process: positive regulation of endothelial cell proliferation; positive regulation of angiogenesis. The record is from RefSeq and is a predicted model, not a curated record.